AAAUAAGAUGUCAGUGUUGAAUGUGAACGAAACCAUUUUAGCUUGGAUCGUAUCCCUCGCAGUUUCCGCGCGUGGUCAUCACGAAGUAUCGCCUCGCUAGGAACUGUGGGAAUCUUCGUUGUCAAAGGUGAAUGGGAAAUCUACUCAUGAAGUCAUCCUAUUAGUCUUGAAUUGGCCUCACCCGAGUGAAAACCGUCACGUACAAAGUCCUACCUUCUGUUGAGCAUAAGGUAAGAAAAUGAAGCAAUGUACUUUGAUCAGAAUCAUAAGAUAUAUUCCUUCUUGAUAGACUGCACGAAAACAUUUUCGAAUGAGUGCGCACAACAUGCAUCGAUCGCGCGCGGGAAAUCUGAAAACUGGAAUAAUUUCAAUCGAAACUAGCUAACGCGAUUUCUUGUUAAAGGGGUUGUUUUAAAUUGGUUUUAUUGACUCAUAAUUGUGAAGGAAUGGGCAGAUCGCUCUCCUUAACGGUUUGAAGUACCUGAUUCAAGAAUCCUGUCUGACUACAAUUGCAGUUAAUAUUUAUAUUUCACUAUCACUGAAGUUUGUGAUUUCGUGUUUUCUUGUCCUUCAUGCUUCUGGCACUAAAUUUGCAGAUUAAGGAGUAUUGAUGAUAUGAAAUGGAUACAGUCGGCGGUUUGUUUUACAUGUAAUGGAUCUGACUGAUUUGACCGAGUUGUUCUUUAGAAUUAACACGAUGCAAAGCUGUCAUCUCACAUGUACUGUGUCAUUACCAAAUCAAACUUUAAACCGACCCCCGCUGUCGUUAUCUGUCUAAAUGAACUUAAAUUGAAAUUUUGAAAACGUCUUUUUCUAAAAUCUAUCAGGGAAAAUGCUCUCUAAUUUUGAAAAUGGGCUGAAUGCAGCAAUUGAUAAUUGAUCAUAUUUUACAUGGUUCUUUCUAUGAUUUCAACUUAUUUGCAGUUCUAAAAUCCAGUAUACAUUAAAUAAUUAAUUAUUGUUUUAUGAUUAUUGAAUAAUAAUUUUUUCAGCGGAUAAAGCUAUUUUUUGAGUUAUGUUUGGACAAUUUAACCAUAAUCUGUUACUUUUUAUCUUGAAUUCAUUACAAUAUUCAUAAUUUGUGAACAAUAUUGAUAUACAGGAAUAUUGCAUUUUAGAUAUUGAGAACACUUUAUGAUAUAUUUAUUUAUCAACAAUAUGAAAUAUUUGUGAAAAACUUUGGGAAAUGUUAAUAAAAAUUUAGGUCACAUGUCAUUGUUAACAAACACGAAAAACAGCUAAAGGUUAUGGGGCUUAGGUGUAGGUUUCCUUUGCAAGAAUAGAAGUGAAAUAAGUUGUUAUGCAUGCUUUCUGUUGACAUCAUGGACUGCAACAUGACUCAAUAAUGAUAUUGGCAUAAGAAGUUUAUUUAAUGGUUUUCAUUGAUUGUAAAUCUUUCCACCAAGCUAUUUUAAUAAUUCAGGCCCAACCUUAUUUAUUUCCUCUGAAAGUAGACUAAUGUAACUGAGAUUACUUUAGUUUUGUCAAUCUAUUUGUGAAAAAAAAGGAUUCUGUAAAUUGUUUGCAUGGAGAGCUGUUUGUUCAAAAUAAGAUUUUCCAUUUUUUUUUUCAAUGUACUGGUAAACAUUUUUUUGAUAUUGCCUUGAUAUUACUAAAUUUCAAGAUAACAUUCAAAGUUUUAAAUUUAAAAAUAUAUUUCGACACAAUUUCUAUGUAUCAAAGAUAAAGGGACAUAAGGUUAGUUUUGUAGAUUUUGCAUCAAUUACUUGAUUACUGUUUUUAAAUUAGGUAGGCCUAUCAACAUUAAAACCAUUCCUCUUUAUGAAUUUUGAGAGUAUUAUUUUUUUAGCUUAUUGUAUUCUUGAAAAAAGGUAAUUCAGUUUCUUAUUGUACUUUCUAAGAUGGCUCCUGCUUUUUACAUGUUUACACAAAAGAACACAGAGAUUCAAUCUUCAAGAAUGUUGACCUUUUGGAAGGUUACACCUCAAGAUGACCAUUUCAAUUUAUAUAAUCUAUUGAGACCAACAUAAACAAACUCAACAGAUUAAGUUAUCAUAUGACCUGUAUCUUAUUGGUUGUGUUCAACACCUCACUUCUCAAGCCUGUCUUCUAUUACGGAAAAGUUUUACUUGAUAGACUAAUUCAUGGCAUGAUCUCAGCCUUAUUAUGUCAGUAGCCUCAUUUUUUUAAUGAAUUUUUACAGUUAAGUAUUAUUUAUGCUGUUUAGAGGAACAAAUUAGAAUUUGUUUCUAUUGUGCAAUUUUCAAAAUGAAGAAUUGAUUCAUUCAUUUCCUGUUUAUUGAAAUUUACAUGUAGGCCUUUCCAAUUUGAAGCAAUUAUUGUUGGCAAUCUUUAUUUCAUUUAUAUUUUCAUGUUUCUUUUCUAAAGGAAUUUAAAGCCAUGGCUAACUACGUAGGUUUUGCUAAUUUACCAAAUCAAGUCCAUAGAAAAUCUGUCAAGAAAGGGUUCGAGUUCACUUUGAUGGUUGUGGGUAAGUGCCUUCACUUGUGCACUUCUGAUAAUGUUAACCUGUUGACUGAAUAGGAUUUUUUCAUUUCUCCUAAACUGAUACAAGUUUCAUUAUUCAAUCCUUGUAGAAGCUUUUACAGGAUUGCUUAAAUUUUAUCUUUGGGUCUCUGAUGAACCAAAUUGAAAUUUUUGAAUUACUGGAAUUUUUGUGGGCAUUUUCAGUUUUGUUGACCUCAGUGGACAAGUUUCAAUUUGUUGCCAAAAGAUUGGCAUAAGGAAAUAAACGAACAACAUUCAGCAAAUUAACAAAGAUGAAUCUUUUGUUAGAAGGAAAUUAUUGGGGUUAUUUAAUAUGUCACACAUAGAAAAUACCCUACAAACAAAGUGUGGGAUUAGAGGCUGAUGGCAAAUAUGAUAUGAUGAGAGUGAUGUGUAAUUGUUACAGACUUGUGAGUAGUUAUUCAUUCAUUUUUCUUACAAAUUCUGUCCCUGUAUAUGCAUAGUCUGAGUGGGAGCUGAUGUUGCAGGCAGGAUAAAUAACUGGUUGAGUUUCCUAUGCCUGCAACAUAUAUAGUAUGUUGGAAUAAAUACAACAGCUUCAGAGUAGUUUAUUUCCGAUAUGAUUUUCAUGGAAAUAAAUGUUAUAAACCUGGUGCUAAAAUCUUAGGGUCCAUUCUACCCCUUUGAUAAUUGUUUAAUUUGUUACCCUCGCAUUACAGGUGAAUCAGGGCUGGGGAAGUCAACACUCGUCAACAGUUUGUUUUUAACAGACCUUUAUGCUGACAGGAAACUACCCAAAGCUGCUGGUGAGGCCUGUGUGACCUAAAUUUUUAAUUUCAUACUAUUUUUUUUCAAAAUCUUUGGGCCUUCUCAAGAAAAUUUAGUUUUCACAUAUUAUUGACUGGCCUGACUCUAAAACCUGAUAUAAUAUCUAUCAUGCAUGCACAAUGAUUGGUCAAUCUAGCAAGCUGUAUUUCUCUUUAUGGCCCUCUAAAUUAAAAAGUUUGUUUUAAUUGAAAUCUUCUUCCUCCAUUUGAACUCAGAUAAAUGAUAAAUAUCUUAUUAACCUCAAUUUCUUGGUCUGUUCUGUAAAUUAUGGAACCUAACUUUUUUCACUUGGAUUUAUGGCCAGUGCGCUUCACACUUCGACCAUAGAUCCCAGGGGGAAAAACUUGAACUGUAACUUACAGUACUGACCUCAAAGUCAGUUGUUAAGAGGUACAUGUAUUAAAUUUGCAGAUUGUGUAAAAAGAACAGUGAAGAUUGAGACAUCAACCGUGGAAAUCGAAGAAAGAGGGGUCAAGUUACGCCUGACUGUUGUAGACACUCCUGGAUAUGGGGAUGGCAUGGACAAUAAAGACAGGUUACAUUUUGUUUACAAAGUUACACUUCACAGCAGUUACCUUAGGAAAGUGCUAUUAUGGAGAGAUGGCUGUAAUAGGGAAGGAGAGAUGUAAAUUGUCAUCAGUCUUUUUCAGAUGUUCAUUUUUAUUUGAAAAUAUACUUUUUGUGACAAUCAAAUAUGGGACACAAUCAAGAUAUAUCAAUGAAAAAGACUGUUGAGGUAUGCAAAAGGGUCAUAGAGAGUAAGUAACAAAGAAGGUGACUGUUUGUACUCAUGUAGGUUUAAUAUUUAUGAAAUAUGUUUAUGUAGUUUGGAAUUAAAAUAAUCAAGAGUUAGCUGCUUAAUGCAAACAACAGACCAAAAGACAGUGAAAAUGGGCCUGACUCUAAGUGUUUAAAACUCUGUAUAGCUAUGUUCAUUAUCUGACCACUCUGUGUUUUUAAAAGUAGAAUUAUUCUAACCUAUUAGAUAUUUAAACAGAGUCACAUGUAACUUUUUUCUUUAUCAGUUUCAAACCCAUUCUGGAUUAUGUUAAAGAACAGUUUGAAAGUUACCUUAAAGAUGAAUCAGGACUGAAUCGCCGGCACAUUGUGGACACAAGAGUACACUGCUGUUUUUACUUUAUAGCUCCAACAGGACAUGGGUUUGUUAUGUUUUUAGCUACCAGUUUUUAAGAGGAAUAAAAAAACAUUUUUGUAGCUAUUUUGUCAACUUGAGUAUUCUGAGUUUCAUGGUGAAUUUGGUUUCAGACUCAAGCCUCUUGAUAUUGAGUUCAUGAAGCAGCUUCAUGACAAAGUCAACAUUGUUCCUGUCAUUGGAAAGGCUGACACCCUCACUCCAACUGAACUGAACAGCAUGAAACGAAGGGUAGGUUCAAGGUCCAGCAAGUUUAGGGACAAUAAAUGAUCAACCUCUAAUAUUACUAUUGCGAGUGCACUGUAACUACUUGUGUAAAUAUAAUUAUGUGUAAAUAUAGAACUCUAGUUAAGAGGAGUGACUGACAGAGAAGUUAACUGUUCUGUUACCUUUGACUGUUUUCACAUUUAGACUUCUUAAUUGUAAUUUUUACUCUCAUUACCUUUUAUGAAAUUCUCUUCCAUUUAGGUUUUAGAUGAAAUUGAGGAACAAGGUAUCACAAUUUAUGAGCUCCCAGACUGUGAAAGUGAUGAGGAUGAAGAAUACGUCGAGCAAACAAAACAACUUAAGGUGAUGAAUUUAGAUAAAUUCAGCAUAAUUUGUAGAACAGUUUGGCAUCCUUUCUGUAAGGUAAGGUUCCAUGGGUGAGAGAAUCACACAACCCCCCAACCCUGACACAAGUGCGUGACCACGAGGGUAGUCUAAGGGUGUACACACAUGACCCCCCUUCCUGAUCAAACUAAUGUGAAAAUUGUCCAUAUUUAAACAAUUGGCAUGCCCUAAAAUGCCUGUAAGAUGUUUGUAGAGGACCUCCCUUCUAAAGCCUAACUAAAUUUCAGUGGCCAACAAGAGAAGUAGAUUGGCCAGGGACAAAUGAUUCUACAGAUAAGGCUCCAAGAACCACACAGUCCAAACUUUAAGCUUGACCUCUUAAGUGUGUCGUUUGCUGAUUGUCACUUAGAGGCUAUGGCUUAUACACACAUACAUUUUUACAUUUCAGAACAUUAUACCUGACAUGCAGCUAAAGAAAGCUUGUUUUUAACAGUCAUGAUUACAUUUCUGUUUUUUUUAUUAUCAGGCUAGCAUGCCAUUUGCUGUGGUAGGAAGUAAUACUUUGAUAGAGGUGUGUGGCAAGAAGAUUCGAGGACGGCUUUACCCUUGGGGAGUGGUUGAAGGUAGGACAUGUUAGUGAUAUGAGUGUAGUCAAGUACCAAAGUGCUUAUAGGUAUUAAUAUGAAAGCUUUCAUUGCUGACAGAGUGUUUUUUCCCUUUUGUUUCAGUUGAAAACCCAAAGCACUGUGACUUUGUGAAGUUACGCACUAUGCUUGUGUAAGUGUCUCUCAAACUUUUUUCUUUAAAUGUCAUUUGGUAAACAGUCAAACAAACCUACACUGUAAGCUGACAAUUCCUUUAAAAAUAUGUCUCCCUUUACAAGCUUUAAGAUUAAACUCAGGUAACUGUUUGAUGGACCAGCUUCCCAUGGGGGGGAGGGGCAGGGUUAAAGGGGGAAGGGUCAGGGGAGUGAGUAGGGACAAUCAUAGUAACUCCAUGCUACUGAAAGUGGGCUAGGCUCUAGCAGGAUGGACAACCUGGGUCUUAAGCUGAUCCUACAAUUGAUCUUUUCUCACAGAACUCACAUGCAGGACCUCAAGGAAGUGACACAGGAAAGUCAUUAUGAGAACUUCCGAGCAGCUCAGCUGUCAAGUGAAACUGAGCUCUCAAAUGGGAAUGUUGAAGAUGCUCCAAGGAAUGGCAAAAGGUGCAUUGAAAUGUUUGAAAUGUGAUGUUAUGUGUCACUUUGUUAAAAGGUGCAAUCAUUCUAAACAAAUGCUUUUUAAUUAUCUUGACUUCAGAGCUCGUAACAUCACAAGUGCCAUGAUGGAGAAAGACCGUGCCUUGUUGGAGAAAGAGGAGGAGGUAAGUAAUUAGCCAAGAGGGACAAAAAAAGUGGCAAACAUGUCUUGAUUAAGUGAUUGACCUACUGAAUGACUCUGAUUGUAUUGUCUGCCUGUCUGUACGUCUGUACGUCUGUCUGUUGGUUUUUUGAUUGAAUGAAUUGACUUAUUAAUUGAUUGAUUGACUGACGGAUUGAUUCACCAGCUAACUACUUUCUUGACUGACUUAUUGACUGACUUAUUGACUGACUGUCUGACACAGUGGCUGAUGGAUGAAUAUAUUCAGUUAUUAAGCAAAGGGAGUGACAAACUUGAUUGAAUGAUUGAUUUUCAGCUUCGGCGAAUGCAAGAGAUGAUUGCAAAGAUGCAGCAACAGAUGAAAAGUCAGAGCUAGUGGGCCAAAAUGAUUCAGCACAAUUGUGGAAUGACUCCCCAGUGAUCAACUUUAUUGAGCAGAAACAAGAAAGUAAUUGUAUGGUGGUCUCAUGGUGACUUCUUUUGGAUAAGAUGGGGCUAGCUAUAAUCAAGCUAUUUGACAAUUGCAACAUGAACAAAGAAACAAAUUAGGUUACAUUGUUGGGAAUUAUUUAAUGCUACUAGUUAAGAUGUUUUUACUAAAUUCAUAGAAUGAAGGUACUGUAACUUUUAGCCCCCUGCGCUAAAGUGCAAUAUUAAAAUCUGAUAUUUUUACUGAAAUAUUCAUUGUUACCACUGUUUUUUUUUUAUGCAUAAUAUUCCUUUUUUAAUUGUUAUCAUUUUCAAACAGUGGGAAGCCUUUAUACUGUCAUAUUUUAUUGAUAAAUUUCUAUCACUGCAUAUGUGAUGUUUUUAUUUUACUGAUGUCUUUUGAAGUAGAAUUUUAUGAGGGGUUUCAUUGUAUUUUUAUUUUAACACAAUAUGUCUGCCGGAGAAGCACAGGAGAUUCCCAUUACUAAUUUUAUUUGUUAUUUUUCCAAUUUUUAUGGAGUAUUCCAUGGUAGAUAGUAUAAUUAAAUAGCUGUUAACUUUUACACAAGCCUAAUGAAAAACUGAUGUAUUAAAAAUUUCUAGUAAUAUAUUUAUUAGCGGUUUAAAGUGUAUCGUUAGAUGUAGUUCUUUAUGGCAAUGGUUCAUGCUUAAAAAAAAUAUUUUAUCAAGUGAAAGUUGAAGUACUUUAGUGCUUGUUUAUAAUAUUGAAGCCCGAUUUCUAACAAUUUUUACGUAGAUAGCGUAAGUAGAAUUUACAAUGAAAUAUUUCAAUAAAAUAAAAAAACUUUCAUUC
Messenger RNA from Pocillopora meandrina, 7567 nucleotides. Lineage: Eukaryota; Metazoa; Cnidaria; Anthozoa; Scleractinia; Pocilloporidae. The record is from the annotation of a GenBank genome assembly.